AUGUCUCUGCCUGAGAGGCCUGGGGCUAGCCCCAGCUACGAUCGCCGAACGAGCUAUCGAAGUCCGCCGGCAUCGCGACGAGCACGACCCAUGGAUGUCGAAACCGGCGCAUACGAACCUUCAGUUGCCGGUCAUCAUCGUGGGAAAUCCGUCUCCUCAUAUGCCGAAACUAUUUCGAACUCUAAUGUGAAUACAGAGAGCACUCCUCUGUCCCCUACGGAGAUGUCGGGCAGAACUCCUGACCCUGCCUUCACCCGCAAGAGAAGCCUGAUCAGGCCGGAGAGGAACCGCAUCGACAGAGACCACAGGAACUACCACUAUCACCGCCAUGCCGCUAAUAUGACUGUCCUGCCCUCGUCCACUGGAAAUGACCCUCUGUUGGAAAAUUUGGCUGGGUCGACAGAACGAUCUGCCAAUACCGAAAGUGUCACCGAUGAGACUCCACGCCCGUCUCGUAGCCGAACCGCCAGCGGAGACCACGAAAAGAAUGCCACCACAACCCAGCAGCGCCGCGUGUCGGGGAAGAUCACAAAGGAAAAAAGCAAGCGAUCUUCGAAACACAAGACCAAGCAGAUAGAGGAGCUGCGGCCGCCCAGCUUUUGGAAUGUUUACUGCGCCAUUGUGACCUUCUGGUGCCCUGAUUUUAUCCUCGGAUGCUGCAAACCGACGAGAGCCCAGCGCCGAGCAUGGAGAGAAAAGAUGGGAUUGAUUAGCAUCAUCUUGGCCAUCAUGGCCAUUGUCGGUUUCUUGACGUUCGGCUUCACCGCUGCCGUUUGCAGUGCCCCUCCCGUGAGACUACGUGUGAACGAGGUCUCUGGCGGUUACAUGAUUUUCCACGGCGUAGCCUACAACCUGGCCAACUCUCACCACCCCCCGGCUGAGGGUAUUCCUUUGAGACAGGAUGGCCUCGGCGCCAACGUCCUUUUCGACCUUCCCCAGAAGCACUCAGGAGAAGACGGCAGCUUUCUUUUCCAAAAUGUCAAUGGCAACUGCAAGAACCUAAUCACCCUUGCCGAAGGCUCUGAUGUCCCAACUGAUCCCUCAGGCGACCUGGCUUGGUAUUUCCCGUGUACAACCUUCAGGCAAGAUGGGGGCUCGGAACCCAACUUGACUAUUCCGUAUUACCUUGGCUAUGCCUGCCACACCUCAGUCAAUGCCCGAAAUGCCUUCUAUGUCGACCUUCACGGCACGGCCGAUGUCUACUUUACUUGGGAUGACAUUAAAAACAGCUCCCGCAACCUGAUUGCUUAUUCCGGCAGCGUCCUGGACCUCAACCUUCUCAAUUGGUUCAACGAAAGCCAGGUCCAGAUCCCUGAUCGUUUCAAGGAGCUGCGAGACACUAGUUCCGACGUCAACAAGGCGAUCCGUGGUCGCGAUGUGACGCGAAUGUUCCAAUCUUCAGCCGACAAGAAGUAUAUGCAGUGCUUCCAAGACAUCAUCAAGGUUGGCUCCAUCGAUACCGAGACUGUUGGCUGUAUUGCCUCCAAGGUUGUGCUCUAUUGCGCUCUGGUCUUGAUUCUCUCGGUUGUCGGUGCCAGAUUCGCCCUGGCCCUUGUUUUCCAAUGGUUCAUCAGCCGCAAUUAUGCCGCCGCCAAGACGUCUCAAAGUUCUGACCGGAGAAAGCGUAACCGUCAGAUUGAAGAUUGGUCUGAGGACAUUUACCGUGCUCCUGUUAGGCUCCCGGGUGACGGCAGUACUGUUGUGACUUCGGAUAGGAGCAAGCGAGCAUCCUCUUUUCUUCCCACUACGUCCCGAUUCUCUGGUGUAUACGGGCCAGACCGAAGCUCCUCAUCCCGUCGUGUUCCCACAACCAUGGCCAGCCAAGGCGGCUCCAGCUCUCUAUAUCCACCUUCUCCGAUGUACAAGCAAGGCAAUGACAGCCGCGCGAGUUUCCUUCGGUCAGACCCGUUUGGCUCUGCGCCCAUUUCCGAAGGCCCCGGCCCCGCUGGCUUUAUUCACGAGGCCGUCGUGCCCCAGCCUCCUUCCGACUGGAUGCCCUUUGGAUUCCCUCUCGCACACACCAUGUGCCUGGUCACGGCCUACUCCGAGGGAGCUGAAGGUGUCCGAACUACCCUUGAUUCAAUUGCUACUACGGAUUACCCCAACAGCCACAAGGUUAUUGUCGUAAUCUGUGAUGGUAUCAUCAAGGGUGCGGGCGAGACUGUGUCUACCCCAGAUGUCUGCUUGAGUAUGAUGAAGGAUUUCUCUAUUCCUCGCGAGAUGGUGAAGCCGUUCUCGUACGUUGCGGUAGCGAGUGGAUCAAAACGACACAACAUGGCCAAGGUAUAUUGCGGGUUCUAUGACUAUGGGUCCUCGUCUCGAAUUCCAGCCGACAAACAACAGCGCGUGCCCAUGAUUACCAUUGUCAAGUGCGGAACCCCCGCUGAAGAAAAGGCAUCCAAACCCGGUAACCGAGGCAAGCGUGACAGUCAAAUCAUCCUCAUGUCGUUCCUCCAAAAGGUCAUGUUUGACGAGCGAAUGACGGAGCUCGAAUAUGAAAUGUUUAAUGGAUUAUGGAAAGUCACUGGCAUCUCGCCUGAUUACUAUGAAAUCAUUCUCAUGGUCGACGCCGAUACAAAGGUUUUCCCAGACAGUCUCACCCACAUGGUGUCUGCCAUGGUCAAGGAUCCGGAUAUCAUGGGUCUCUGUGGUGAGACCAAGAUUGCCAACAAACGAGCCAGUUGGGUGUCGGCUAUUCAGGUGUUUGAGUACUUCAUCUCUCACCAUCUCGCUAAAUCGUUUGAGUCUGUCUUUGGUGGUGUCACCUGUUUGCCCGGAUGUUUCUGCAUGUACCGCAUCAAAGCACCAAAGGGAGGACAAAACUACUGGGUGCCGAUUCUGGCCAAUCCUGACAUUGUGGAGCACUAUUCUGAAAACGUCGUUGAGACUCUUCAUGAGAAGAACCUCUAUCUUCUCGGCGAGGAUCGUUACCUGACCACGCUCAUGUUGCGAACCUUCCCCAAGAGAAAGCAGGUCUUUGUUCCCCAGGCUGUCUGCAAGACCACGGUUCCAGAUGAGUUUAUGGUUCUGCUGUCCCAACGACGUCGCUGGAUCAACUCGACCAUUCACAAUCUUAUGGAACUGGUUCUUGUCCGCGAUCUCUGUGGAACUUUUUGCUUUAGUAUGCAGUUUGUCGUUUUCGUCGAGCUUAUCGGUACUCUUGUGCUUCCAGCAGCCAUUGCCUUCACCUUCUAUGUCGUCAUCACGUCUAUCAUCCACCAGCCACCCCAGAUCAUCCCGUUGGUGCUUCUGGGUCUCAUUCUUGGUCUUCCCGGUGUUCUCAUCAUUGUCACUGCGCACUCGUGGUCCUACGUCGUCUGGAUGUUCAUCUAUCUCUUGUCUCUCCCCGUCUGGAACUUUGUCCUCCCGGCCUAUGCUUUCUGGAAGUUUGAUGACUUCUCGUGGGGUGAAACCCGCAAGACAGACGGCGACAAGGGCAAGGGCGGCCAUGACGAGAGCAAGGGAGAGUUUGACAGCAGCAAGAUUACGAUGAAGAGAUGGGCCGAAUUCGAGCGCGACAAGCGUGUGAAGAGCGCUUAUUGGGGAUCGAGAGAAAACGUCGUUGGCGGCAACACCAAUAGCUGGGCUAUGCCUCCUCCUGGCCACCACAGCGAAGAGUACCUCUCUGACGCAUGA
This is a messenger RNA of Trichoderma harzianum CBS 226.95, 3636 nucleotides long. RefSeq names its product glycosyltransferase family 2 protein. Gene Ontology annotation, molecular function: chitin synthase activity. Gene Ontology annotation, cellular component: cell periphery; cell septum. Bases 1 to 3636 code for a protein of 1211 amino acids. NCBI's taxonomy places the organism in Eukaryota, Fungi, Ascomycota, Sordariomycetes, Hypocreales, Hypocreaceae. The transcript has 2 exons. The record is from RefSeq and is a predicted model, not a curated record.